Messenger RNA from Sinocyclocheilus grahami, 1221 nucleotides. RefSeq names its product mitogen-activated protein kinase 13-like. Gene Ontology annotation, biological process: protein phosphorylation. Gene Ontology annotation, molecular function: ATP binding; MAP kinase activity. The record is from RefSeq and is a predicted model, not a curated record. The coding region runs from base 262 to 1053 and encodes 263 amino acids. The transcript is spliced from 9 exons. Lineage: Eukaryota; Metazoa; Chordata; Actinopteri; Cypriniformes; Cyprinidae.
GCUCAUGACGUCAACGUCAGACAGCUCUCAGCGCGUUCGAUCGCCGCGAGCGUUUCAAAGUUUCAAUGGCUAGUGAUUUAAAGCGUCGAUUCCGCGGUCGCUCCGCGCUAUAUGGGACCAUUUAAAAGGCUGUGUUAUUUUGGCGUGAAAAAGAAUCGUUCCUACGCAGUGACCUUUUGGUGCUCGAAUGCAUAAUAUCGCGUAGGAGUCGCUGUGUGUGCGGUGAACGUUUGCUCUCUGCCUGUUUUCUUUCAUCGCUAAAUGGAGUCACGGAUGGAAUUCAGUCGAGAAGAAAUCAACGGUACGGUAUGGGAAGUUCCGGAAAAGUACGUUUGCUUGAAGCAGAUCGGAACGGGCGCUUAUGGCAGCGUGUGCUCGGCCAUCAACAAUAAAUCCAAAGAGAAGGUGGCCAUCAAGAAGCUGCACCGGCCCUUUCAGUCAGAGAUCUUCGCGAAGAGAGCCUAUCGUGAACUGAGCCUGCUCAAACAUAUGAAACAUGAAAAUGUAAUAGGCCUGCUAGAUGUCUUCACUCCUGCCUCCAGACUGGACAACUUCCAAGACUUCUACCUGGUGAUGCCGUACAUGUACACAGACCUCUCUAAAGUCAAGGGCAUCCUUACAGAAGACCGCAUCCAGUUCCUGGUCUAUCAGAUGCUGUGCGGACUAAAGUACAUUCAUGGUGCUGGCAUCAUUCACAGAGACCUCAAACCAGGAAACCUGGCUGUGAACCAAGACUGUGAGCUGAAGAUCCUGGAUUUUGGCCUGGCGCGUCAUGCAGAAGCAGAGAUGACCGGUUACGUGGUGACGCGGUGGUACCGGGCCCCUGAGGUCAUUCUAAACUGGAUGCACUACACACAGACAGUGGAUAUCUGGUCUGUUGGGUGCAUCAUGGGUGAAAUGUUCAAUGGAAAAACACUCUUUAAAGGAAAAGACUACAUGGACCAAUUGACUCAGAUAAUGAAAGUAACAGGGACACCAAGUCCAGAAUUUAUUGAGAAACUAGAAAGCCCAGAGGUAAGACAUUUUCAGUGCAACCAAAUAUGGUAUCUUUAAAGAUGCCAUAGAAUGGAAAACUGUAUUUACCUUGGCAUAGUUGAAUAAUAACAGUUCUGUACAUGGAAAUGACAUACCGUCAACCUCAAACACUAUUGUUUCCUCCUCCUUAUGUGAAUCUUGUGCAUGCAAAAAAAAAACACAGAAAAAUAGGCGAAUCAGAACAUA